Messenger RNA from Cornus florida, 2385 nucleotides. RefSeq lists its product as uncharacterized. NCBI's taxonomy places the organism in Eukaryota, Viridiplantae, Streptophyta, Magnoliopsida, Cornales, Cornaceae. The record is from RefSeq and is a predicted model, not a curated record. The coding region runs from base 1349 to 1939 and encodes 196 amino acids. The transcript has 2 exons.
UUCUGGCAGAGAGAAAAAAAAAAAGCCCAAGUGGAAUGAUCCCAUUUUACCUGUGUUUCUACUUUCUCAUUCACAGUGAAGGAAAAAAAAUUUGCCUAAAAAUAUCAAUCCCAAGGUGAUCGAGCGACCCAGCCUUCGCAUAUCUCACUGCCCAACCCUCAUCACCCUAGCUACCUCACUCUUCCCUCAUCAACCCUCACCUCUCAUAUCUCAACACCGAGCACCACACUACCAUCACCAGCUCCGGCCGAAUCAAACCCACCCCAACCUCAGGCCGCCGUCUCUGAAAUUUCAAGCGCAACUUACAAUCACCGGGUUCUUUAUUUCCGGCUAGCUCUUGGCCAAAAGGCCGAGCUAUUCUUUCUCAGUCUCGGGUCUCUCUCAUUUGUGUCUUUCAACGGCGUCGCGGCUGGGUCGCUGUUCUCCGGCGAUUUCGGCUUGGUUUCUCCGGCGAUUUUGGUUGGGUUUUUCUCCGGCCACGAUUUGAGACUCGGCCUUCGCUUCGCUUAAAUUGUAAAACGCUGAAAUUUCCGAUGAUUUUGACUGAUUCUUCGCUUCGCUUUGGGUUCUUCGACAUUAAACGCUGAAAUUUUCGACGAUUUGGGUCCUUCGCUUCGCUUCUCCAGUGAUUUCGGCUGGGUCGUUCUCCAGCGAUUCCGGCUGGCUUCUUUCCGACGAGUUUCUGAAUCGCCGUUUCCUUCCGGCGAGUUUGUGAUUCGUCAUGUUCUCCAGCGAUUUCGGCUGGGUCUCGCCGGCGAUUUCGGCUGGUUUUUCUCCAACGAUUCCGGCUGGGUUCUUUUCUGGCGAGCUCGUGAUUCACCGUCUCCGGCGCUUUUGACUGGGCUUUUCUCCGGCAAAUUUAUGGUAUAGUUGUUGCACUUGGUUGAAUCUGUCGUUCAUUACAAAAUGGGUGUUGCCAGUUUAAAAUUUUUUUACUACAAAGCUUGAACUAAUUCCCAUUUAUUUCACUCUUUAAAAAAAAUGACUCGUGUUUCUUCUUCCGAACGUUUCAAACCCUCCAAAGAGACUUCCAAAGCCACGUGGCAUACCAAACGUCUGGAUUUUGAGACUACCUUCGACAUUGAAGCUACGUUUCGCCACAAGGACAUGACUGAAUGGGCGGUGUUAGAAUUUGAAAGAAGGCGUUUGUCCUGCCUUUUUAGACCAGCUGCAGAGGUUACAUAUCCCUGUAUUGGGCGCCUGUUUUAUCAGAAUAUGGAAUGGUUUAGCGAUGCGCUGGAAAUAUUAGCUACAACCAUUGAUGGUGUCCGAAUUCACUUUGGUGUCUUAGACAUAGCCCAAGCAUUGGGGUGACCACAUUUGUGCCCCACUGACUUACUAGUAGAGAAUGGGGAGCUACGUUUUGGCAAGUUCCCAAAAAAAACCUACCGUGCAUUCUAUUGUUAAGGAUAUGUGUGCUGGGAAGUAUGGUGACAAGAAGAAGAAGAAUUGUGCCAGCAAGUCCUCACUACCUAAGGCUAUGUGGUUUUUCGAUCAAAUUUUGAAACGGAAUGUUCAUCCAAUAGGUCAUAAGGUACAACGAGGGCAAGAGUUCUUAAUAGCAUUGUAUGCUACCCACACUGGAGCAUGGUUUUCUGUUCCAGCUCUCAUUUUUAACCAGAUGCAUAAAUAUUGGAAGCAUUUAGUGGCGAGUGGGGAUCCGAAUGUGAAAAAAUGGAAACUCCCGUUUCCGUAUCUUAUUACCCAACUGCUUGUCCUUUGGCGCUUCGUGGUUGAUAAUGAUGAAAUCUCUGAGGCUCCACGGGUGACUUUUGGGCUAGCACAGUGGAACUUAAGCCUUUCUCAUAUGCCUAGUGCCAAGAAGGAAAGUGAUGGCAUGGCAGCAGAUGAUAGAGAAGAUGUGAAUGCCAUGGCUGAGGACGUUGUUGGGAGGUCCGAGGAGCAGAUUGCUGAUGGUCCUAGUUAUGAGCUAGCAUAGGUUAUGUCAUCACAUGCGGAGGAGUAUGCGGGGGUGACUCGGACAGAGUUCAAUGCCAUUGUAAGGCAGUUGAGGACCGAGUUGGCUGACUCUCAGGAGCAGCGUCGAGUUGAGCAUGAUGAGCUUAUACAACAGCAUACCACUACCCAGCGCAUGCUACGGGAUCUUCUUGAGAUUGUUUCAUCGAGUAUCCCACGCUCUUCCACAUUGCCGCCUGAGGCAUGAUUUCUUUUGUUUAUUUUAGGCUGUUCCGAUUUUUCUAUUUUGGGUGGAUGGGAUUUUAUAUAGCUAUAGCCAAAUUUUUAUGAUUUAGAGCUGGUUAUUUUGUGAAUCUGUAAUUCUGAGUUUCGUGAUAUAUUUUGGUUAUAUUCAUCCAUAUAUGUCUUGUACUGAUGCUUUUGCUAUAAAUUUAUACAUGGAUGAUUAUUUUUAGCUUCUGUUGCUCA